AAAGCACGCGCACCGCGGUCGACAUACUUUCAACGCGUCAAUUGGAUCCUCGGACCACCUCUUCAGGCUUGACAACGAUGGCGCCCACAAAGAAACGCGAGAAUCAAUUCUUCAAUGUUGGAGUGCAGGGCAGAAAAACCGGCAUCACUCUCGAGGAUAGAGGUGUUCGCGAUGAACAUGGCAUGGAACCUAUCUCCGGUAUCUUCUCCUCGCCGGUGAAGUCUCCACCAAAGCGCGGAAGCUCUCGCAAGACUGGAGGCACCGUGACGACAUCAGAGUCUAUGGACAUCCAAGAGAGCACCAUUCCAGACAUCACCGACACAAUCCACGCCGGCCACCUCCUUCGCAGCGCUCGAACGAAACUGCCACCACCGAAAUCGCGCUCCCCUAUGAAAACUGCCCUCGGAUCAUCCCCACGACGACAAACUUCCAUGGGUCCUCGGUCCUCACUACACCAAGCAACAGCCAGCCCAAGCCGAGAAUCUUCACACCCGGCAGUCAGUCGGCGCUUGGACUUUGACCAAGAGGACUCCAGUCUACAGGAGACUCCUGCCUUGAGUGGUUCGGGCCAGCGCCGUGGCAAAGCGCGUGGCAAAGCGCGGGCGAAUAUAUAUGACAUCGAGCGUUCGCUAAGUCGGGAUGUCAGUGCAGCUCUCGAGGAUAGUAUAGUGCAAGGAGAUAUCUCAGUGAAUGAGAUUUCCGAAAUGCUAGAUGGGUUUGGCGAGGAGAGCUUUGACGGGGGCGUCGGGGACGGAUAUGAAUCAAUGAUAGGAACCAACGGGGUGGAUGCAUCUGCAGAUCUAGAUGAACCAGAGGUGGAACCCGAGCCUACUCCACAGCCCGUGAAGAGGGGAAGGAAGCGCAAGAGCGAUGCCAUUGAUUCGACUGUUGAAGAACCAUCCUCCGUAUCAUCUAGGCCAAGGAGGAGGGGUGCUGGAGCUGUUCAAGCGGCUUCCUCACAGAAAAGCAAAGUAGCAGAACAUCCACCAACUGCCAAACCACGAGGCAAGGGCCGAUCGAAACGCGUUUCUGAGAUGACCGAUCAGGAAUCAAGCACUGCGUUGGACAACUCCGUGGAUGAGACAGAAAACACGGAGAAAUCUAUUACUACCAAUCCAGGCAAAUCCCGAGGACGACAUCUGACCAAGGCUAAGCCCCAAGUGCAAAAUGCAUUACCAGCUAAGGAGAAAGGCGAGCCAGCAUUUAAGAAGCCAAAGGCGAUUACGAAGCCUGGAGCGAUUGCACGAUCCAAGUCUGAAUCAAAGACCAACGGUAAGAGUGUGGAACCUGAGGUACCGAAUGGUGGAAAGCUUGUUGAUAGUGCUGGGAACCCACUCUCCAAAGCCGAUAUUGACCACUUGUCUACCACUUCUACAGCAUCGAGAUACGGACGAGGCCGAACCUUGCUUUCUGUGUAUCGAGAAAUGGGUCCCGAUGAGGCGACAAAUGUUUCCAUGGCUCGCCAUUCAGGAAGACAUCUUGUUAAACCAGUUGACUUCUGGAAGAGUGAGAAGGUCACGUAUGCCAAGGAUGGCAGUCUAGAGUCAAUUGUUGUCAACGAAACACAAGAACCUCCCCCGAAAAAGUACACUGGGAGACCAAAGGGCAAGAAGCGGGCUCUUCGAGUCAUUGAAGAAGAAGACGAUGAUGUCGGACUUGAGGAUUGGGAAGAGAGGGAUGGCUUGUUCGUUGGUACCUUCAGAGGGUUCAAUCCAGUCGCAGAGGUUCCCACGAGCAACUAUUACGACGAUGCACUUGGUUGGUCCGAGAAGGGGAUCAGGCCGGUAGAUGUCCCCGAAGCCCAGUUCAAGUUCACGAAACUGGCGUCGGCUCCCAAUUCAUUUUUCAGCUGGGGAGCAAUCGACCUCCCAGUGAACGGUAGUAAGCGCACGAAGAACUGCCGACGAAUGCACAUGGUGUUCUUCGUUCAGACUGGAACGGUGACGGUUAGGGUUCACGACAAUGAGUUCACGAUCCGCAAGGGUGGACUCUGGCAAGUUCCUCGAGGGAAUACGUACAGCAUCACCAAUGUGGGCAAAGGGGUCGCUCGCAUCUUCUUUGCGCAGGCCCAUGAGCAGGCUCCCGUCGAGCCAGACCACGAGCAGGAGGACAACUAGGUCUGUCUUUCUCGCUGAGCCUAGACUUGCGUAGUUCUGGCGGUGAAGAGGGCCUAUCUGGCGGUGACAGACCGCAAAGUUGGAAAGUGGUACUAUGUAUGGUGCAAAAUGGCAACGGGGUAAAAUGGGUGGCGUGGAAUUUGGCCUCGGCUUCCUUCCAAGGCUGCUGAUGGUGGAG
Molecule: messenger RNA, 2295 nt
Organism: Lindgomyces ingoldianus
Lineage: Eukaryota; Fungi; Ascomycota; Dothideomycetes; Pleosporales; Lindgomycetaceae
Exons: 5
Coding region: 78-2117 (679 amino acids)
Biological process (GO): kinetochore assembly; attachment of mitotic spindle microtubules to kinetochore; spindle attachment to meiosis I kinetochore
Cellular component (GO): kinetochore
Molecular function (GO): centromeric DNA binding
Source: RefSeq, a predicted model, not a curated record